AUGACAGCGACGCACCCUCUCGUGAGCGCAUCCGAGCAGGAUGUCCUCGACCCCAUCGCCAUAGUCGGCCUGGCCCUUCAGUUUCCAGGAGGAGCCACAGACCUGGAUAGCUUCUGGGACAUGCUCAUCCAGGGCCGAUGUGUAUCACAAAGCCCUCCUCCUGAGCGCAUCAAUCCGCAAAAUGUGGACAUUCCCCUCCCUCCCUCGGCGAUUCCGGUACGACAGGCGCACUUUCUAGCAGACGAUGUCAUGGCGUUUGAUGCGCCAUUCUUCUCGAUGUCCGUGACAGAAGCAGCCUCAAUGGAUCCGCAACAGCGCAUACUCCUGGAGACAACCUAUAGAGCCUUGGAAAACGCUGGGAUCUCGAUCGCGCAGGUCCACGGGUCCAAUACCUCCGUCUACGUCGGCUGUUUCACCGACGACUUCAAGACGUUAUAUGAGAAAGACAUCCGCGACCAAGCCGCAUACGCAGCGACGGGUAUCACGACGACUCUGAACGCCAACAGAGUUAGUUGGUUUUUCAAUUUGCUAGGGCCCAGUGUCAACGUUGACACGGCUUGUUCUAGCAGUCUGGUUGCGUUGGAUCACGCGUGCCAGAGCAUCUGGUCUGGAGCCAGUAAUAUGAGUCUCGUGGGCGGCGUGAACCUGCUCCUCGCGCCCGACCUCUUCCACAUCCUUUCUGGCAUGAACAUGCUUUCUCCCGAAGGUCGAUGCCGGAGCUUCGAUGCCCGUGGGAACGGAUACGGCCGCGGCGAAGGGGCGGGCGUUCUGGUCGUCAAGCGACUCCGAGACGCCAUACGCGACGGGGAUACCGUCCGAGCCGUCAUUCGGUCCACAGCAUCCAAUCAAGACGGAUAUACGAACGGAGUCACGCAGCCCAGCCGGAGCGCGCAGGAGCGUCUGGUCAACCAGUGUUAUGAACGGGCUGGGCUGGAUAAGUCGCGCACAGCGUAUGUGGAGGCGCACGGCACUGGCACUCCCGUCGGUGAUCCGAUCGAAGCGACUGCGCUGGGGGCGGCGUUCUGUCGGGGUCGAGAUAGGGAGGAUGGGCCCCUUUAUGUAGGAUCUGUCAAGGCGAAUAUCGGACAUUUAGAAGGAGCAAGUGGAAUAGCGGGGGUGAUUAAAGCGGUUGCAAUGCUUGAAAAAGGCAUAAUUCCCCCGGUGGCCGAUCUCCGAGUGGUCAACCCGCAGAUUGACGAGAAAUAUCUGGGAAUAAAAUUCCCCCAGACAGUCCUACCGUGGCCGAAAAGCGGCCUGCGGCGUAUAUCGGUGAAUUCGUUUGGGUUCGGAGGGUCGAAUGCCCAUGCUAUAUUCGAUGAUGCCUAUCACUUCCUGUUGGAGCGGAGUCUUGACGGGAUCGUACCCGUUCGAGACCAAAUCUGCCGCCAGUCAAACGGCUACCAUCCUUCUCCCAGCCUCUGCCUGCUUCCCUUUCCUGCCGCCAGCAGUAUCGCGGUCCAUCGCGUUGCUGAAUCAUAUAGUCGUUUCGUCCAGCAAAUCCCUGGCGAUGAUCAGUCGCAGAGUGAAUUACUCAGAAGACUGGCUUAUACCCUUGUACAGAAGCGGAGUCUUCUCUCGUGGCGAGGAUUUAGUGUCAUUGAUCCUCAUACCAAUCUCCGUGAGCUCGAAUUCCGUGUUUCCGCGCCACUGAAGGCAUCGGUGAAGCCGAAAUUGGCAUUUGCGUUCACCGGACAAGGAGCACAGUGGCCUGGGAUGGGCAUAGAGCUUCUGCAGUAUAAUGUAUUUCGGGACAGCCUGCGACAGGCAGAGGUCUAUCUACGAUCUUUUGGGUGCGAAUGGAACCUAAUAGACAAACUUUUAAACAUAUCAAACAGCCAGAUCGAAGAGCCCCAGUUCAGCCAGACCCUCUGCACAGCCCUUCAAGUUGCCCUGGUGGACCUUCUCGUGUAUUUCAACAUUCGUCCAGACGCUGUUAUUGGGCACUCGUCUGGAGAGAUCGCAGCAGCGUACUGCUGCGGCGCUAUAUCGCGAACUUCGGCUUGGAAGAUUGCCUACCUGCGUGGGAUUCACACAUCGAAUUUGUAUAAAGGCAGUUCGAUGGAGCGUGGGUCAAUGAUGGCUGUCGGGCUCUCGUCAGAAGAGACUUCGAAGUUUCUAAAGGAACAGACCCAAGUCUCCGGCUCGGUCUGCAUCUCCUGCUACAAUAGUCCUUCCAGUGUGACUGUUUCCGGGGACGAUAAGGCCAUAGACUUACUCAAGGUCGCCUUCGACAGAGCUGGCGUCUUUGCCCGCAAACUCAGGGCCACUGCGGCGUAUCAUUCCUCGCACAUGAAUCUGGUAUCCAGUGACUAUUUCCAUGCGCUGGGACGGCUGGAACCAGGGGACCCCUCCCUCCAUGGUCCCGUUAUGUUCUCGACCGUCUCGGAAAACCGAUUGCAAUACGAGAGCCUGCAAAAUCCGGCCUACUGGGUUGAGAAUAUGGUCCAGCCAGUCCGGUUCUCACAGGCCUUUGAGCGACUGUGCGCAAAACGAGUUGUAAAGAAGAUUGACAGGAGCCAUUGCGGACUGAUGAAGAUUGACACCUGUUUGGAAGUUGGCCCGCACGGUGCACUUCGCGGACCCAUCCGUGAUAUUGUCACGUCAAAAGAAGCCAACAUGGAGUAUGCCUCCGCGCUUGAACGUGGCUCUUCGGGGGUACAGUCGAUAAUGCAGGCGAUGGGACGCCUUUGGUGUCUUGGACAUUCGCCUCAUCUUUCCCGACUGAAUGGAGAGUCCGGUGAUGUCCUUCCGCUCUCCGAUCUCCCUCCGUAUCCUUUCGAUCAUUCAGAAAGCUACUUCCACGACAGUCGAAUCUCCAAGUCUCAUCGCCUGCAAGAGCGCCACAAAACCCGUCUUUUGGGAGAUCGUGCCGUGGAUUGGAACCCCUUUGAGCCACAAUGGCGCGGCUUUCUGAGCAUGGCUGAUCAUCCUUGGAUCGAACAUCAUAAGAUCAACAAUUCUGCCCUUUUCCCAGCUGCUAGCAUGCUUUCAAUGGCUAUUGAGGCUGCAGCCCAAGUUACUUCCGCCCAGGGGGCUAUCUGUGGCUAUGAGCUCAGGGAUAUCAGAUUCCACGCGGCAAUGACAGUCCCAGAGGAUCAGAGUGUCGAAACACAAUUGUUCUUGCAUUUUGACAGCAACACCACUGCGCGGGAUCGAUCCUGGGCGAGCUUUCGUCUCUGCGCAUACCUCCGCAACAACUGGGAAAACAUCUGCACUGGGCGCGUUCGCGCGGAGCAUAUGUCCGAGGCAUCCGAAGUCGACAACGGACAAGGGACCGCAGAUCUCCUCCGCGAGCUUCAGCAGGAUAUUGAUUCUGUGACGAACACUGGUUCAGCUGCUUCGGUGGACUCCCUUUACGAAUGCCUGCGAAACUGCGGGAUGGACUACGGGUCACUCUUCAGAAACAUCCAAAGUGUCCAUGUUUUAGGAAACCAGUCAGCUGGCCGUGUAUUUCAUUGCGAAUGGCCGUCAGGAGCAGACGAGAAAAGCCCUCAAGGUAGAGUCGCCUUUUCCGGAAUGCUCGAUUCGCUCCUUCAGCUGGCACUGGUGACCUACACCGAAGGAGGGAAAGCUGUGAAACCGACCCUAGUCCCAUCGCAGAUUAGAAAAGCAUGGAUCUCAAACUAUGGUGAGGGCUGGGCGGAAGAAGAUUCUGUCAGUGCCAUAUCAAAGAUAACAUCGCAGACGGAUCACGGCACAGAAUGCGAGAUCACCGCGUUGAGCAACGAUGGGUCCAGGGUGUUUGCCCAGCUAGAAGGCGCCAAGAUGACUGUUGUCGAUGCGAUUUCAGGUCCCUCCGGCUCUGCCACCAGAGAUAUUCCGCUGUGCUGGAAUCCGGUUUGGUUGCCUGAUGUGGACCUUAUGGAUGCCAAAGCGUUAUCGAGAUACUGCGAGGCAGGUCUGCUCGAAGAUGACGGGCCAAUUGGGCUUCACCGGCAACUAAUCGCUCUCCAGCUGGACUGUUUAGAGUUUAACCUGGUGCAAUUUGGAAAGUCAUCGGCUUUAAAGCUUCCUUCUCAUCUGUCGCACUAUAUUACAUGGGCAGAAGAGUGUCUCAAGAAACAUGGCCGGAACGUGUCUUUCUGUCGGGAUCAUGAAGUCGGCUACGAGGCACGAAUAGAAGAACAGGCGAGCUACUUGGAACAUUCCAGCGCUCAAGGCAAGGUCCAUGCCGCGGUCGCCCGCAACAUGAAGGGAAUCCUGCUCUCAGAAACGGAUCCCCUGGAUUUGCUGUUCAGCAGUUCCUUGCUUGAAGACCUCUACACCGAGCAUAGCAAAGUGCCGGGCUGUUUCGGACCAUUGCAGAAGUAUCUCCAGUUGUUCUCGCAUAAGCAUCCCAACGCCGAGUAUCUUGAGAUAGGGGCAGGAACAGGAGGAACCACCAUGCCGAUCCUCACGUCUUUGAGCCGCGAGGGCAUCUCACAGUCCACGUAUGCACUGUACCAGCAGUACACUUUCACCGACAUCUCCGAAGCAUUCUUCGCACCAGCCAAGGACAGAUUCAGCGAUUUUCCACGCCUGGGCUUCCAGCGCUUGAAUAUUGAACGGUCCGGCGCAGCCCAGGGCUUUUCUCCAGAAUCCUACGACGUAAUCAUAGCAGCGAAUGUUCUCCAUGCCACGCAAGACCUGUCCACAACACUGGGCAAUGUCCACGCGAUGCUACGCCCGGGUGGUAAGCUCAUCCUGCAUGAAGUAGUAGAGCCAUCAUUAGGGAUCACUGCCUUUGUCAUGGGGCUUCUUCCUGGCUGGUGGUUGAGCAGCGAAUCGUUCCGCCCACAAGGGCCCUGCAUUGACGUCGACUGCUGGAAUCGAAUCCUUCGAGAGAAUGGCUUUUCGGGUGUUGACCAGGAAUUUCGUGAUUACCGUGACAAGCAAUGCCAUGAACUUAGUGUUCUGGUCAGCACCAAGGUCCAGCAUCCCGGGACCCUUUCUGGGGACUUCACCGGUAUCGAUAUCAUCACGGACCGGGGCGGUUCCGGAGAGACCGUACUGGCUGGUUCCUUGCAGCGGGUCCUGCUCGAUGCAGGCGGCCUGGAUUGCAAGCGUGCUAAUCUCCGUGAGCUUCGUGCAACGCACAUCGACCUGGAAUCCACCGCCAUCAUUAUCGACAACCCGGAUCGGUCUUUGCUUCUCAAUCUAGACGGCCCUGGUCUGCAGUUUCUUCAGCACCAGGUCCGGUUAUACAAAAAGAUUAUCUGGAUCUCCCGGCCUGCUGAUGAUGGCUCUGGUCAUCCGUCCUUUGGGAUGGUUAGUGGUCUUGUUCGAUCAUGGCAAACCGAGGUCGAGGAUAGCAAGGUCCUGAGAAUCGGAUUAGCUGCAUAUCAAGACCCUCCCGCGGAGCAGUUGCAUGCUGUCAGAGACAUCAUAGUUCGAUUCUGCCGAGGUGAUGACGAAAACUUCGAACUUGAAUACGAAGAACAGGAUGGUCUCAUGAACGUCUGUAGACUCCAGAUGGAUAGUGACUGUCGAAACGCCAUCUCCGACAGUCCGGCAGACGAAAUCCCCCAGCAAGCAACCUGGCAAGCCUCUCCACCUCUCCGGCUCGUCACCGAAACGCCCGGUCUUCUAGAAAGCCUGAUCUUCGUCGAAGAUAGCCUCCACUCCCAGCAUCUCGCCGCCGACGAAGUCGAGAUCGAAGUUCGCAGCAUGGGCCUGAACUUCAAGGACUGCCUGAUUGCGCUGGGCCGCGUACCAGGCCAACAUCUCGGAAACGAAUGCGCUGGGAUUGUCCGGGCCGUCGGAUCAGCGUGUGCAGAACAAUUCCAACCCGGAAACCGAGUGUCCAUGUCCACCACCGAGGCAUUUAAAACCUACGCGCGCAGCAAGGCGCAAUGCGUCUGCCGGAUUCCCUCAAGCAUGAGCUUCGCGGAAGCAGCAUCAAUACCUACGCAGUUUGUCACGGCGUGGACCUGUCUUCACGAUCUUGCGCGGUUGGCCAAGGGCGAGACUGUGCUUAUUCACGCCGGUGCAGGCGGAACUGGCCAGGCCGCCAUCCAAAUCUGUCGGUAUUUAGGAGCCCAGGUCAUCGCGACGGUGGGAUCGAAGCAAAAGAAGGAACUGCUAGUAUCUGAAUAUGGUAUUCCAUAUGAUCAUAUUCUGUAUAGUCGCGAUAGUUCGUUCUCGACCGCGAUCAAACGAAUCACCAAAGGCCGCGGCGUUGAUGUCGUGCUUAAUUCACUGGCGGGUGAUGGCCUCUUUGCCUCGUGGGAGUCUCUGGCGCCAUAUGGACGAUUCAUUGAGAUCGGGAAAACAGACAUCCUAGCGAAUUCCAAUCUGCCUAUGUUCCCAUUUAACAAGGGGGUUACGUUUUCGGCCUUCGACGGCUCAAUGUGGAUGGUUGAACGGCCGCAUGAAGCGCAGAGAAAUAUCCAGAUCAUAAUGGAUCUCUUCGCGGGUGGACAGAUGCAUACUGCGAGGCCUCUGAAUGUCUACAACAUUACAGACGUAAAGAGCGCUAUUUCGACCCUCGCGCAUGGGAAAAGUAGUGGCAAGCAUGUGGUGCAGGUGUCUCCGACGGCUGAAGUGAUGACAAGGAUCCAAAAGCCAACGUAUGCACUUUCCAAUGACGCCACCUAUGUUAUUGCAGGAGGCUUUGGUGGAAUCGGCCGUACUAUCGCAAAGUGGAUGGUUGACAAGGGUGCACGCCACCUUAUCAUUCUGUCUCGUUCAGGCCUUGGGUCUCCAGCAUCGCGAGAACUAGUCGACACUCUGCAGGGCGCUGGAGCUACAGUGCAAGCACCGGCCUGUGAUAUCAGCGACGAGGCCGAGCUUCGUCGUGUGCUGUCUGAUUGCAGCAAAGUGAUGCCUCCAAUUCGAGGAUGCGUACAUGCUUCGAUGGUCUUGCGGGACGUAAUCUUCGACCAAAUGACCCACGCCGAGUGGGCAGCCUCGACCGCGCCCAAAGUGUCCGGGUCCUGGAACCUUCACCAAGGAUUACCCGAAGCGUUGGACUUCUUCAUUCUACUUUCCUCUGUCUCUGGGAUAAUCGGCCACCGCGGCCAAUCCAACUAUGCCGCCGGAAACACCUUCCAAGACGCCCUCGCCCAUCAUCGGAUCUCGAAAGGCCAAAAAGCAGUCAGCAUCAACCUCGGCGCGAUGGUCGACGACGGCUACCUCGCCGAGGCGGAAAACAAGCACAUCAGGGAACGAUUGCUCAGCGCCGGCGCCAUGCAGCCUAUUACCCGACAGGACCUUUUUGCCCUCCUCGAACGCUACUGCAAUCCGUCGCUGAGCAUUCUCGCGCUCGGCGCAUGCCAAGUCGCAUGCGGGAUCAAUACGCCGCGCGAUCUCCAUGUCCGUGGCCUAGACGAGCCGGGUUGGCUCCAGCGGUCCAUGUUCGGGACUCUGUACUGGGCCCCCUCGACAACGACGCCCUCCCCUGCUGAUGGGGACAUGCACGGUCAGGAGAACGUGCGCGACUGUCGACGGGCAUUCCUCGAGGCGGCGAGUUCUUCCGAGGCAGGCCAGGUCGUGACCGAAGCCCUGGUGGCCAAGGUAUCGCGGAGUAUCUCGCAGGUCACGACGGGGGAUUCCGAGGUCGAUGCCAGCCAACCAAUCGUGGCGUGUGGUGUUGACUCUCUUCUUGCGGUUGAUUUGAGAGGGUGGCUUCGCAAGGUGUUUCAGGCCGAUGUUCCUACGUUUGAGAUUCUGGGAGGCACGAGCUUUGUGGCGAUGGGGGCGACUGUUGCGAAUCGGAGCGGGUUGAGACAGGAAGUGAAUGCCAAUUCAGGGAAGAUGAAGCAUUGAUGGGCUUUUGGGUUCUAAGCGUAGAUUGGAUUUUCACAUGGAGAGAUCAUGUCAAUUCACACUGCCCU
Aspergillus steynii IBT 23096 is the source of this 7814-nucleotide messenger RNA. RefSeq names its product type I polyketide synthase. The transcript is spliced from 12 exons. The coding region runs from base 1 to 7746 and encodes 2581 amino acids. The record is from RefSeq and is a predicted model, not a curated record. Gene Ontology annotation, molecular function: fatty acid synthase activity; oxidoreductase activity; zinc ion binding. NCBI's taxonomy places the organism in Eukaryota, Fungi, Ascomycota, Eurotiomycetes, Eurotiales, Aspergillaceae. Gene Ontology annotation, biological process: secondary metabolite biosynthetic process; fatty acid biosynthetic process.